GCAUCACCGUCACGCUUGUCAAAUUUCUUGCUCUAUUCAAAGUGGAAACCUGCUUUAUUUUGUUCGAAAUCGAUUGCAAACUAUGGCCACUAAUACCAACCUUAUCGGAUCGCUUCUGUUUUGCCCCGAGUGCGGCAAUUUACUUGAUAUGCCCGGUGCUGACGACGAUAUUUUACUAUGCAAUCAAUGCAGCCACGCAUUCCAAACAGCAGGUUAUGAACAAACCAAAGUUGUCACGACAUCGUCGCAACAUGCAUUCCAGUCAUCGCUGAAAGCAAAACGUCAUUUAGUUCAGCAGAGCAAGAAUGCCAAGGAGGCAGAAGCUAUGAUCAAAGAAAAGUGCCCUAGCUGUGGUAAUGAUGAAAUGGCAUAUCAUACCAUGCAGUUGCGCUCUGCAGAUGAAGGCCAAACGGUCUUUUACAGCUGCAAGAAAUGCGGUUACAAAUACUCGGUCAACUCCUAAGUCAAUUGCUAUAUUACCCCUUCCAUUACUACACACUGCUUUGUUUUUCUAUUGUAUCCUAACAUAUUUACAACACUCUUUCCCUCGCAUGUCUUUCUUCCUUCUCUCAUCGUUGUUAUUAUAUAUUUUCCAUUCACCAUCUUCUAAAAAUUGUCCAUCCACCUUAUUCACAUCUAUUAAAAAACACGUUCUUGCUACAGCAUAUGACUGGCAGAAUCCUAAUGUAUUAAAACUAUGUGAACCA
Messenger RNA from Zychaea mexicana, 707 nucleotides. Its product is annotated as transcription factor S-II-domain-containing protein. The record is from RefSeq and is a predicted model, not a curated record. Gene Ontology annotation, biological process: termination of RNA polymerase I transcription; DNA-templated transcription. NCBI's taxonomy places the organism in Eukaryota, Fungi, Mucoromycota, Mucoromycetes, Mucorales, Lichtheimiaceae. The coding region runs from base 83 to 463 and encodes 126 amino acids. Gene Ontology annotation, molecular function: nucleic acid binding; zinc ion binding; DNA-directed RNA polymerase activity. The transcript has 4 exons. Gene Ontology annotation, cellular component: RNA polymerase I complex.